CAACUCCCUGAGUGUGUGGAGCAAUAUUUUUUUCUACGGGAUGGGGUUACCGACCCCAUGUCCAACCCUCCUCCUUUACCUGGGCUUGGGAGCGGCAGUAACUCUAGAAGAGAUACAGGCGGAAUUAUCGCAUUACAGCAUGCGAGUAUAUUUUGGUUCCUGUUUGUUUGUAUAAUUGAUGCAUUGUACCAUUUCUAAAUGACACUGUUUUCUCUCCAUCCAAACAAUGCAUACAUAAUAGGAGUACCAAUCAGUCAACAAUGGGAUUCUCGCGGUUAUCCGUAUCCAAUUCAAAUAGCACAAUUUGGUUUGAAUCAUUUCAGUAAAUUAGUAAUAUCAUCUGAUCGAGCAAAAUUUGAAAAAUCUGAAAAUGUUUUGUCGUUAGACAAUAAAAAUAUGGAGUUAGAUCUUAUUGUUCCCAGUGAUAAUGUAAUUCAUCGUUGGACUGAUAGAGAGUUUAUACAUAAAUGGAAUGACAAACUUAUAUUAUCAGGUAUGUUCGGAGGUGUUGUAAUGUCACAUCGAAUUGGUAAACUAAACUCCUAUGGUCAAGCAUUGUCAAUAACCACAAAGCUUCAAGAAUGGGAUUAUCUCAUUAUGAUUGGUCGUCAGUGGACAUAUGGAAGCUAUAUUGAAUUAUCACUUUUAUGGUAUCCUCCAGUUGGAAGAUCCAAGAAUUACCCUACAAAAAGUCUAGUUGUAUACAAUUGUUCAUCAUCUCUAAUUAGACAUCAAACCUAUGCUACUAUCAUUCGUAAUAAUAAAGUCACAUAUUGGAUGCCUGAAUGUGAAAGACAAGCCAAGAUGUAUGGAUUUGUUGAUAGUAUUAAGGUAGCACGUGAUCUUUACACUGAUUUAAUGAAAGUAUUCUACCCACACCGAAAGUCAUCGGAAUAUGCUGGUUUAAGUAGUAUGAAAUUAUCGAAUACUGUUAACGAUGCUAAAAAUCUAUCGUAA
This is a messenger RNA of Schistosoma rodhaini, 957 nucleotides long. The record is from the annotation of a GenBank genome assembly. NCBI's taxonomy places the organism in Eukaryota, Metazoa, Platyhelminthes, Trematoda, Strigeidida, Schistosomatidae.